This is a messenger RNA of Parnassius apollo (apollo), 672 nucleotides long. The record is from the annotation of a GenBank genome assembly. Lineage: Eukaryota; Metazoa; Arthropoda; Insecta; Lepidoptera; Papilionidae.
AUGCAAUCCGAGACUCCAAAAUUAUAUUUACUAUACGACAAAAUACUGACCGCAUACACAACUAUCUUGGAAUGCUUUGUACAAACUGAAUAUUUGAAUCUCACUGAACAAGAAAAAAAUGAAGCACAAAAUAUUUUAGGCGCAAAGGGAACUAAAAUAUUAAACCUUGACUUCUCGAGUGAGCAGAAACAUUUACCGUUGCAACAUAUAUACGUUGGUGGAAUGGUGCCAAAUCUGAUCAGAAGAAAGAGAGAAAUAGGAGAACUAGAGGAAGAACAGCUGAAAAAUUUCUACUUAAAGUGUAAGGAGUUUUAUAUGGAGGCUGCCAAACAGAUAUUAAAAAGGUUUUCUUUUGAGGACAAAGACCGUCAAGCAUUAAAAUGUCUGAAGAUGCUAAAUCCUACAGCAAUUCUGGAUCCUGAAAUAAAAAAGAAAUUCCCUUCCAUUGCAGAUUUACAUUAUUUCUUCCCAAAGAUUUGCCCAAAUAAUAUAACGGAACUGAAUAGAGAAUGGCGAAUGUUAAGAAAUGUCGAUUUUUCUUUCAACCAAAACAAAACUCCCGAUAUUAUCGACUUUUGGAAACAUGUACAAGAAUUAAGAAAUGGAGACAAAUCUCAAACAUUCCCUACAUUGUGUGAAUUGGUAAAAAAAUCUUUUGUGCCUACCACAUAG